GAGCCAGAGGGGGCGCCCCUGGGGGGUUGCGGGCAGGAGCCGGGGCUGCCCGGGGCCCCGAUCCCCGGCGCCCUUUGCCCCCAAGGGCGAUCAAGGCGCGGCCGCACCUGGCGACGCGGGGGCGGAGCUGGGCGGGCGGGGGCAAUGGAGUGCGCCUCUGAGGGUGAAGCCAAAGCGCUGUGUUAGCAGCGCCGUCAGUGUGGGCGGAGGGCCUGGGCUUGUCGGGAGAACAAGACGCCUCUCUCAGCCGAACUGAUGUGCCAAGGGAAGCAGAGCCAUGUGUUUGGCACCCGCAGGAGUUGCUGGCAGGAGGCACCGUCUUGGGGACGCCCCUCAGGAUUUGUGUAAGUGUAUAGUUUACAUAGGAUUGUGGUCCCCUCUCCGCCACCUCUGUUGACCUGCCAACAGCAUGACUGUCCCCAGCACAGAAGAAAUGAAGAGCUUCUGGAAGAGUUUCCAGGAGAAGAACCAAACCUGUUUCAUCUUGGGUGCUUCUGGUGAAACUGGGAAGGAACUCCUAGCUGAGCUCUUGAGGCGACAGCUUUUCUCCAAGAUUACCCUCAUUGGCCGCCGGAAGUUGGAAGGAUCACUUUACAGCAAUGUGUCACAAGAAGUUGUUGACUUUGAGAAACUGGAUGAAUCGGCGGCUGCCUUCCAAGGCCAUGAUGUUGGGUUUUGCUGCCUGGGGACAACAAAGGCCAAAGCCGGAGUGAAUGGAUUUGUGCGGGUCGACCGUGACUACGUUGAGCACUCUGCGACACUCGCCAAAGCUGGUGGCUGUCACCACUUCGUUCUGCAGUCGGGCAAAGGGGCCAAUAGCUCGAGCCGCUUCUUCUACCUCCGGGUUAAGGGUGAAGCAGAGGACAGAGUCCAAGCAGUUGGCUUUGACCGUUGCUCCAUUUUUAGACCGGCAGUGCUGCUGUGUGAUCGCCAGGAGUCUCGGCCGGCAGAGUGGAUGGCCCAGAAAUUCCUAGGAGUGGUAGCCCUUGUCUUCCCCACAGCCCUUUCUGUCCCAACAGUGACUGUGGCGCAGGCAAUGCUGAAUCAUGUGGUGAUGCCAGGAAAGGAGGGCCAGAAGGUUUAUGUGCUGGAAAAUGCAGAUAUACAUGCCCUUGGGCAGGCAAAAUAAGGGGCGAGGGUAUUGUUUCCUAGAUGACCUAGUGGCAGAGGGUGUCAUCAUUCCCCAAACCCAGUCUUUCCUGUUCUUCUUUUCCGCCAGAAGGUGCCCCUCAAGCAGUAGAGCCUUGCCUGUUAACUUGAAACCAUUCCUCUGUGUCUCCAUGGUAAUGGGACAAACCGCCACACCUCCCAUGGCAGCCAUUUUGAGUAGCACUGCUGGUUACCAGAAGGACAAAUAUUUGAUUUUCACUGCUGUGCAAUGCUCACUAAAGAUUGUAAAGCACAUCUAUGGAGGGAGGGUGCUGCUUAUGGGGUCACUCUCCUCUGUGCCUUGAUCUAUGGGAGAUCUGUUCUUGGUACAAGUCUUCUUUUCCUGUCCUGCAUUAAAAUAAGAUCCCCUCAA
This is a messenger RNA of Podarcis raffonei (Aeolian wall lizard), 1522 nucleotides long. It is a transcript of the gene HTATIP2, whose product is annotated as HIV-1 Tat interactive protein 2. Gene Ontology annotation, cellular component: cytoplasm. Gene Ontology annotation, molecular function: oxidoreductase activity, acting on the aldehyde or oxo group of donors, NAD or NADP as acceptor; NAD binding. NCBI's taxonomy places the organism in Eukaryota, Metazoa, Chordata, Lepidosauria, Squamata, Lacertidae. Gene Ontology annotation, biological process: import into nucleus. The record is from RefSeq and is a predicted model, not a curated record. The transcript has 6 exons. The coding region runs from base 410 to 1129 and encodes 239 amino acids.